AUGAGCUGCGCCCGGCAGUGCGGCACCUGGGGCAGCGCGGGCAGCCGGGCGGGCACCAUGCAGGGCUCCUCUGCCUCCCCAGGACGGCACGCAGCCUUCGAGCUCGCGGCAGCAGCCGGGGGUUUCUCUGGUGGCAGUUUGGGCGAGGGACUGCUUGGGCAGCAGCUGGGUGUCGGCAGCAUGAGCGGGGGCAGCUUCGGAGCCACCCAGCGGGCCUGUUCCACCCUCGGGUUCAGCACGGGGGGCAUGUGUGCGCGCGGCGUCGGAGGUUUCGGCAGGGCCGGUGAGGGGAUCCUGUUUGCCAACAAUGAGAAGGCGACGAUGCAGAACCUCAAUGACCGCCUGGCCUCCUACCUGGACAAAGUGCGGCUGCUGGAGAGCGAGAAUGCCGAGCUGGAGUGCCGCAUCCGGGAGUGGUACGCCAAGGUGGGCCCCAGCUGUGAGCCGCGGGACUACAGCUGCUUCCACAAGGAGAUUGAAGACCUUCAGAACCAGAUCCUGUGUGCAGCCAUGGAGACCAACAAAAUCCUUCUGAACAUCGACAACAGUCGGAUGACGGCUGAUGAUUUCCGAGCCAAGUAUGAGACUGAGUGCAGCCUCCGGCAGAAUGUGGACGCGGACAUCUGCAAUCUGCGCCCUGUGCUGGACCAGCUGGCCAGCUGCAAGGCUGACCUGCAGCUGCAGUGUGAGGCCGUGACCGAGGAGAUGUGCUGCCUCAGGGCGAACCAUGAGGAGGAAAUGAGCUGCCUGAGGAAGCAAGCGACCGGAGAUGUGAGCGUGGAAGUCAACGCCUGUCCCGGCCCAGACCUGAGGAAGAUCCUGGAGGAGCUGCGCUGUCAGUAUGAGACGUUGAUGGAGCGCAACCGCAAGGAGACGGAGCAGUGGUUUGCCUGCAAGGUGGAAGAGGUGAACCUGGAGGUCAUCACCAGCAGCCAGGAGAUAGAGUCGAGCAACAAACAGGUCACGGAGCUGAGACGCCAGCUGCAGGGCCUGGAGAUCAACGUGCAAGCCCAACUGACCAUGAAAGAAAACCUGGAGUCCUCUCUGGCUGAGACAGAAUGCCGCUACAACAAAUACCUCACUGAGCUGCAGAGCCAGAUCUCCUGCGUGGAGCAGCGGCUGGCAGAGAUCCGGGCGGAGAUGGAGUGCCAGAACCAGGAGUACAAGAGCCUGCUGGACGUCAAGUGCCGCCUGGAGCAGGAGAUCCACACCUACCGCUGCCUGCUGGAGGGCGGGCAGCAGGACAUCAUGUAUGCAGGCUGCAGGCAGAGCCGGGCACAGUGA
Messenger RNA from Tympanuchus pallidicinctus (lesser prairie-chicken), 1284 nucleotides. RefSeq names its product keratin, type I cytoskeletal 19-like. NCBI's taxonomy places the organism in Eukaryota, Metazoa, Chordata, Aves, Galliformes, Phasianidae. Bases 1 to 1284 code for a protein of 427 amino acids. The record is from RefSeq and is a predicted model, not a curated record. Gene Ontology annotation, molecular function: structural molecule activity. The transcript has 6 exons.